AUGGCAGAGGCGCAGCACGAGCAGUUGCGCCAGGAUCGGCGGCAGCUCCUCAAGCUCGGCUGCGCUGAUGUGGACGUAGAAGCGGGCGAGGUGGUGGUGUACCUGAAGCGCUUGCUGUCCAAGGCUGGUCAGGGGUCGCUCAAGCUGGCACACCUGUUCACCGACGGCGGCGUCCCGCUGUGCCAGGCUGACCUGCGCCUGGCGCUGAGCGAGGACGAGGCGCGGCGUGUGGAGCAGCACGCAGCCCACGCCCUGCAGCAGCACUGCGCCGGGCGGCCGGGCGCCGCAGGCCCGCAGGAUCCCCGGCACGAGCCGCUGCUGCAGCUCUGCCAGGCGCUGCACGCGCACCUUGCGCAGCUGCAACAGCUGCAGCAGGCCGAGGGCGUCCAGGACGGCACCAUCCGCGCGGCCGAGGAGGGCGCGGCACGGCGCCUGCUUGAGGUCUCGUCCGCGCUGCGCGCACUGCUGGCCGCCCACCUGCCGCCGCAUGCGGCGACGCCGCUGCUGGUUGUUGCGUGCCUGUCCAGCGGCAAGCUCGUGCAGGCGCUGCUGCAUUUGUUGGCGCACCAAGGGAUGGCGGACCUGGGGAGGCAGGCGGAACUCAUGAGUCAGGUGCUGGGCCUGGUGUCAAUCCUCGCGGCCACCCCCGACCUGCGGCAGCUGCUGCUGCAGCCCUCCAGGAUCAGCAACGAGCACCUGUCCCUUGCGCAGGUGCUGCUGCUGGGCGCGCACCAAGCCCGUGCGCUGCUCGCCGCGCCCGAGGCGCCCGGGGAUGGCGGCGCGGCGGCGCGGCGCAUGGCGGCGCUCGUGGUGCGGGUGCACCAGCAAGUCCAGGGCGCUCUGGCGGCCCAGGCUGAGGCCGGGCGGCAGGCGUGCGGCGCGUGUGGCGCGGAGGGCGACGCCGAUAUGGAUGAGGCCCCUGGCUCCCCCGCCGUGCAGCAGCCACCCCUCGGGCAGCACCACGCGCACAGCCGCCAGCAGCAGCAGCAGAGCAGCCUCGACGCCCCGGGCGGCGUGCUGCAGUCGCCGGUGUGCGCCGCGCUGCGCUCCGCCAUGAAGCGGCCGGCCAGCACAGAGCUCGACGAGCUGGGGCGCUCCCUGGGGGUCGCGGCGCGCAUGUCUCCGUCCAAUGGGGGCCGCGCCACGCCCGAUUGGCAGCAGGGCUCGCCGCUCGCCGCGGUCGCCGCGGCGCGGCAGCAGCACGCGCUCGCCGCAUGCGAGCACGCGGCGGCGACCGCGGCGGCGGCGGCGCAGCAGCAGACGCCGCCGCCGCAGCAGCCGCGGCCGGGGCACCCGCUGACUAAUGUGGUCCUGGAGUCGGCGCGCCGCCUUUCUCAGACGCUGCACGUCUCGCCGCCCGUCUCAAUCCGCGCGGCCAGCAGCGGCGCCGCGUCGCCCACGGCCCCGCUCGCACUCAGCCGGCUGCACGGCGGCAUCGGCGCUGGUGUCGGCACGGGCGCGUGCGCCGGUGGCACGGCGACGCCGCCUGGGCGGCCUUGCACGCCCAGCGACCGGCCGUCGAGCCCGUCUGCUGCCCGGCUGUUGUGCGAGGAGGCGCCGCUUGAGUUUGUAGACAGCCCCAGCCGCCCCGGCACAGGCCUCCUCGGCCUCUUCUCCCUGCCUAUACCCACUGGCCCGCCCGGCCCCGGUGCCCCGCACCCGGCCGGGCGCCCCGCGGGGCCCGCGGGCCUGCGCCCGGUGGCGAUAAGCAGCCCCGGCGCGCCGCGCGGCAUGGAGGAGGAGGAGACGCCGAGCCCGAGUAGCGGCGCCGCCGCGCCUUGGGGCACGCCUACAACGGGGCAGCAGCAGAGCAGCCCAGAUGGGUCGACCUGGGGCUCCCCCGGAAGCUGGGGCCCGGGCGAGGAUGGCCCGCACGGCGGCCGGCACGGAUCCGUCGGGGCGGCGGCCCCUGCGCUCGCGGCCGGCAGCGGCAGCGGCGGCGCGCCCGAGGGCGAGGACGCCGCGGCGCACCCGCUGCCGAGCUGCGUGCUCCCCCUGCCCAUAUCGAGCCUCAGCAGCCGACUGGCGGCCAUGCAGGCGGGAGGCCUCGUUAUCGGGCCGUCGCCCAACCGCGGCGCCGGCGCGCUGCCCUCCAAUGGCAGCCCCCUGCGCCGCAGCAGCGCCGCCGGCCUGCCGGCUUGGCCGGGUGUGGGCGCUGGUGUUGGCGUCGGCGAGCAGCAGCAGCAGCAAACGGGCGCGGAUGGCACGCAGCAGGAGGAGGCCGAUUGCGGCAUGGAGAGCGAGGACCCGUCCGCGCAGCAGCACGCACAGCACGCGCAGCACGCGCAGCAGCAGCCCAUGGUGCAGGUGUCGGUCUACGGCCAGGACGGCGCGGUGGCGCUGCUGGACCCCGGAUUCCUCCGCCCAGACUCACCCAUGAGCAUGGAGGUGCCCGCCGCAGCCGCGGCCGCGGCCGCCGCCUGGGCCGCCGCGGCGCCGCCGGCGCGCGCUGCGGCCGAAGCCGCGGCGGGGCCGUCCGGUGUGCCGGCGGUCGCGGAAGCUGGAGGGCGGAGCGGCGUCGAGGCUGCGGCGGCGAGUGUGGAGCCCACGGCCCUGCUGACAGGGGGUGACCUUGGCUUGGCACGCAUUCGCAUGCAG
Messenger RNA from Monoraphidium neglectum, 2598 nucleotides. RefSeq lists its product as hypothetical. The transcript has 7 exons. The record is from RefSeq and is a predicted model, not a curated record. The annotation marks the transcript as partial. NCBI's taxonomy places the organism in Eukaryota, Viridiplantae, Chlorophyta, Chlorophyceae, Sphaeropleales, Selenastraceae.